AUGACUGAUUUAAUAAAACAAUUAGAUGGCAUGUUCACAAGAGAACACCUAGAGAAAAAUAAAUACCUUCUAAAAAACUUGGACCCAAAUUUGAAUCUACCAAUAGUGGCACUUCAAAAAGAAUAUUCACUAGCAAAGCAUUCCAUUGAAGAAAUAUUGGGCGCUUUGAAGCAAUGCAAAAAUUGCAAAUUGCAUGAAGGAUAUGUGACUCUCUUGAUACCUCCACACACUAAGAAUAUUAUAAUAAAUGAAAUCAGUUAAACAAAUGCAGAUUUCAAAGCUUACUUGAUUGAGAAAUAUCUGAAGAAUAUUGAGUGCGAAAUUACAUUUGAAGGUGGAUGUUGUAGAGUGACUUUUAAGGAUGAUGAAGUUGGUUUGAAGUUUUUAGAUUAAGCAGUGACUGAUCCUAAAGAUCCAUUGAAGGCAUAUGUGGAACCAGAAAAUGUGUAUUAAUCCCUUACAAAGUCAUUGGGAUUCAACAACCAAGGAUAAUACUUGUACCAAUACAAUAAUCAAAUGUUCUAAAAUCUAUACAUAAGAAAAGCUUCAGAUGAUGCUCAAGUAUAGAAUCAACAUGAAAAGACUGCAAAACCAUACUAUCCUCCAGUUCAAUAAUAGCAAUCGAAUCCAAGAAAGUAAUCAGGUUAGGAACGCAAGGGAAGCGAAUAAGUUGAGCAUUAGGACAAAAAAACAAAGACUCCUACUUCAGGACCCAAAGAAAUUUAUGUUGAAAAAUAAUCACUAGAAAAAUAAGAAAAAAAUAGUGAGAAACCUCCUAAGGUCUAAUAGAGCCCAUAUGUUGAAAAAAAAUCGACUUCAAGAAAGACUUCGGAGCAAAUUCAACCUGCUAAACAUAAAGGAAGCAAAGACAUCCAGGGAUCGCCAAUCAGAAAAGCCACAGUUCAAUACAAGAAGGAGAAUUUAAUUGAGAUAUUUAAAUCGAUUUAAGGAAACUUGAAAGCUAAUCCAAAACUUUCAAAAUUAAGCGAAUAAGAUAGAGCAUUGUUAUUAAGACAAAAUGGUGAAUUAACAUUGGAGGCCAUUCAUCCAACACCAUGUAUUAGAAAGGAAUCAUAUGCUUCGCCUUAAUAACAUAUAAAAUAAUCCCCUGCAUAGAUUCCCUAAAGGAAACCAUAAUAAUGA
Molecule: messenger RNA, 1143 nt
Organism: Paramecium tetraurelia
Lineage: Eukaryota; Ciliophora; Oligohymenophorea; Peniculida; Parameciidae
Exons: 6
Source: RefSeq, a predicted model, not a curated record